AUGGAGGAUUCGAGUGGUCGAGCCUUCGCCAGGACAUCUUCAGGACAUCAUGGGUCGCCGGGUUUCGAAUCCGAGCAGGAGGGUACUACCUUCCAAUGGCCUAGCUUCCAAAGGACAGGUCCUUCGCCUUUCCUUCCUCUAAGGAUACAAGGCCGGCAAUCUCAGUUUCUCGAGCCGGAUUGUUACCCACCAUUUCUUCCUUUCCCUGCUGUCCCGGAGGGGUUGGAUAACCUCUCCCUCCCCCCUUUAGAGAGGCCCUUCGCCCCUCCCCCUCCCCCUGGGCAGGCCACGUGUCAAGGCCCUAGGCCCCACGUGUACACUAUAUCGUGGCCUUCACCCCCGCUGCAGCUCGACCACCAACUAUAUAGUGGGCCGUACUCCUCCCUAUAUAGAGGGGAGGAGGGAGGAGGUUGCCAUGGGGACGAGGAGGGCUGCCAGCUGCUCCAUCCUUCGCUCGCCCGAUCCGCUGAGCUACUCCAAGGUCCUCGAGUCACCGACGACCUUGGUUGGCAGUUUCUAAGCCAAGACUCCCACGAGAAGAAGAAAAAAAGGUGGACUCGAGAUCAAGAAGAAAGAGACAGAGCGAGAAGAGGUCGAUGGACUCCAGUUGGAGGACUAGCUGUCUCUACCACGGCACUGUCGAUGACCUCCAGGUUGGCCACCUCAUAUCGCCUCAGCUCUUGGUGA
Molecule: messenger RNA, 687 nt
Organism: Nezara viridula (southern green stink bug)
Lineage: Eukaryota; Metazoa; Arthropoda; Insecta; Hemiptera; Pentatomidae
Source: the annotation of a GenBank genome assembly